AUGGAUUACAAAUAUCUCGAAGCCUUCCAAACACCCAUCAGCCACCAAACCGAUGUGGCCCUCAAGAUAGCAAAACAACUCCUUGAUUCUGAGUUCAAGGGCAAGAACAUGAUCUACUCCCCUCUAUCCAUCCACAUCGUUCUCAGCUUAAUCGCCGCCCGCACAAACAAUCCCCACUUCGUUUCUUUUCUCAACUCAAAGUCCAUCGACGACCUCAACUCCCUAGCCUACAAUCUUGUCACGUCCGUUUUGGCCGACACACCAAGCAGAGGCGGACCACGUUUGAACUUCACAAACGGUCUCUGGGUCGACGAGUAUACUCCUCUUGAGGAAUCAUACAAAAAAGUUUUGUUGGAUUUAUACAAGGCGGCUCUAAACGAAGUUGAUUUCAAAACCGAUCCGGAAAAGGUGAGAAUCCAAGUGAACUCAUGGGUUGAGAAAGAGACCAGAGGACUUACCCCUGAGAUUCUUCCUCCUGGCUCAGUCCACAGUGCCACGGGUCUCAUAUUCGCAAAUGCCUUGUAUUUCAAGGCAACUUGGAACGACGGUUACUUCUAUAAACCACCAAAGUCGGAAGACCUUAAGUUUUAUCUUCUGAACGGAGAGGACUGUGCUCUGGAGGACUUUGACAAUGGGACAUAUAAACACGACCCUCGAUCUUUCUCUAUGUUGUGGCUACUUCCUGAUGCAAGAGAUGGGCUACCGGCUCUGGCUGAGAGAGUUUGUUCCGAGUCCGGGUUUCUGGACCGCCAUCUUAAUCUUAAAUUUGAGAGUUUUACUUGGGUUAGGGUGAAGAAAUUCUUGAUUCCUAAGUUUAAGAUAUCAUCUGGGUUUGAAGCUUCGGAUGUUCUGAAAAAAAUAGGGAUGGGGGAUGGUUGUGAUUCAAUGGCGAUAUUUCACGAAUCUGUAAUAGAUGUUGAUGAAAAUGGCACCACAGCGGCAGCAGCUACUUGUGCUCAAGUAUAUUGUAGCAUGGGUUCGCCCCCUAAGCCUAAAGAGAUAGAAGAAUUUGUGGCUGAUCACCCCUCCAUGUUUCUCAUAAGGGAAAACAGGACGGGAACAGUUUUGUUCAUGGGGCAGGUGCUCAAUCCUCUUGCAGGCUGA
This is a messenger RNA of Fragaria vesca subsp. vesca, 1104 nucleotides long. RefSeq names its product serpin-ZX-like. The record is from RefSeq and is a predicted model, not a curated record. The transcript is spliced from 2 exons. Bases 1 to 1104 code for a protein of 367 amino acids. NCBI's taxonomy places the organism in Eukaryota, Viridiplantae, Streptophyta, Magnoliopsida, Rosales, Rosaceae.